AUGGCCUCCAUUGGCGGGAAGCCGCUGUCUUUCCUCCCAAAGGCCGACGCGGUCCUGUUGUCGUCCGAGCGCAACCCACCGCCGCCUCGUCCCGAGAUCGUUGGACCGAUCUAUGACCCGGAACAGAUCGAUGAACCGAUUGCGACUUGGUCUCAGGACUUGGAGUCAUGUUUCUACCCCCCAAAGCCGGACCCUUAUGCACCCUCCUCAGUCCCGGACAAGUCCUGCCCCUCUCCUCGGUAUUUGCGCGCUCAUCUAGCCAAGAAUGAGAGGCUCCGGUUGUCUAUGCUAUGGUACUACACCCGGGACAUUAUCAAUGAGCCUGAACUUCUCGCCGGCCUUCAAGAGAAGGCAUGCCUUGCUCAGGAAUCUACAGGUUGGGAGUACGCCGUCGUCGGCAUUCUCGAUGUCAACGUCUACAUCCGCUUAGCGACAGUUGGACUUGAGCUCGCUAUCCUGCCUCGGGGUGAAACCCUCUGCGCCCACACGGUCACACAGCCUCCUGGUAAUGUGUUCCUUCUACCAAACAUGAUGGAGGACUGGCGAUUUCAGGAAUCACCAUACGUUGAACAUGGAGGACUCACAGCCUACGCGGGUGUUCCACUCCGAAUGCAGCACGAAUCCGGCGAAUGUGUUGGACUGGGGUCUCUUUGUGUGGCAUCAGCAACCAGCCAGGAGCCUUUAUUAAAACCUCAGCAACAGACACUCGCUCGUCUAGCCGACUGGAUCGUUGCCGAUAUUGUCCUAUGCGCCAGAGCAAAGCGCCAGCGGGAGCGUCACCGGAUGGCCGAACUCAUCGCCGAGGUUGAGCGGGACGAUGACGAUACCGUGUCCGAGGAGCCAGUGCUCAGGAUCAUGAGGGCCGCCUAUCCGGAUGCGACAAUUAGCCUUCAGUCUGCCCGGGCUGGCCACAUCGAAACCGAAGGAGGACGCCCCAUCCUAUCAUCCAACCUAGAAAACGGACUGUGGGAAGACACGAACUACAUUGACGAAUUCAUCGCUGGCUCUAACCAACACGACACUCCGUCUGACAAGGUGGUGCGGUUCGUUGCCGCUCACUGUGAGAGCACGCUAGGCCCGUCCCUCCUGGUUGUUGCUACCAAGGACUUUCGACACAUAUUCGACGACGUCGACUCCUGGUUCGUUCGGACCUGCGCGGGUAUACUCUCCCAGAGGUGGCAGAAGCGCUUGCUAGCAGAAGUCAUGUCAGCGAAAGAAACGUUCCUGCGCGGCAUCUCUCACCAGCUCCGAACACCGAUUCAUGGCAUUCUUGGUGCUGCGGAGCUCCUCGCCGAGGACUUGAAGUCAUGGUCCCAGGGAAAGGACCCCAAGCCUGAUCUAGCGGAAUUAAUCAGGCCAGUCGUCGCGCUCAGCAAAUCGUUCCUCUACCUCGAGACCAUCUCGGCGGCAGGGCGAGAUUUAAUGUCGACUGUCAACAGCAUGAUUACUCUCAACAGAUGGACCGAUAUCGCGAUGACAGAUCGGCAGUAUGCGGUCCAUCACAUCGAGGACCUGGAGACGGAGCUAGCAAGGGGAGUAUCCGAUAUGAUUUCGGGCGACACACGAUACAAGCCCUCGAUAUUCUUCAACUACAAUCUGCCUACAGAUCGCGAGAGCCUUCGGGUUAACCUCAACCUCCUUCGAGACAGCCUGCUGCCACUCGUCAUCAAUGCGAUCCAGAACACGAAAACAGGUAUUGUGGCAGUAACUGCAUCGAUGGGACAGGACGGCAAGGAAUUCGUGGUUGAUGUUGAGGACACCGGUUGUGGCAUUCACCUCAAGGACCAAAAGCGCAUAUUUGAUCUUUAUGAGAAGGUCGGCGAGCACUCAACAGGUGCUGGACUGGGCCUCCCUCUCGCUGUCAAGUUUGCAACACUACUGCGUGGGUCUGUCGAGUUGGUGUCGUCAGAGGUCGGCCGUGGUUCGCAUUUCAGAGCAACCUUUGGAGAUGUCGAUUGCGUCUUUUCGCCUCUCUCGUCGAAACCACUGCGGUCGAAGCCGAAACAAAUCCCAUCCAAGUUUCACAAGAUGACAUCUGGUUCCGAAAACGGGCCUUUGUCAGCACAUUUUGAGAAAUAUCUGAUACGCCAUGGGUUUACUGCCUCGGAGACUAAAGAUGACUGUCUUCUUAUCCUUGAUCUUAUACCCGACCUAGAAGAACGCCGCACAUGCUUCUCAAAAAUCCCGCCCCACCAACCCGUCAUCUGCCUUAUCCCAGGGUCAGAAGAGAAAGAGACAUUGGAGCCAACUUCAAACAACAUCAUAUACGUUAGCGGCCCCUUCCUAACCUCAACCAUCAACCUGGCGCUUGAGGAGAUCGAUAGGAUCAUGACGGAGAUGAGCGCUUCGCGGAACAAUCUUUCUCGUCCGAAAGGGCCGUCGCCCUUGGUAACGAAUGACGAAGGCUCUGGCUCCGAUGAAGGGUACGGAUCGAUGCCUGUUUCACCACCUUCAAACACAGCCGCAGACGGAAUCGACUCCGAUUUGGGCACCAUAGCGCUAUCGAUUGACGAGACAAACGCAUCAAGUCAUAUGGAAUCCAGGCCACCUACCUCGAUCACGAAAGCCCCCGCAAGCCCUGCUAAACCCAGAGCUUUACUUGUUGACGACAACGUUGUUAAUCUUCGCAUUAUGGAAAUGUAUUGCAAGAAACGAGGAAUACCUUACUGCUCUGCAGCUGACGGCCAGCAAGCUAUUGACAUUUUCUCAAAACAACAAUCAUUAUCCUCUGCCGGCGGAGGAGAUCCAUUCCAACUCAUCCUUAUGGAUUUACAAAUGCCAGUGUGUGAUGGAAUUGAAGCUACUAGACGCAUACGACUACUAGAGAAGCAAGCGAACUGCGAAGCAAGUGUUUUAUUUAUAGUGACGGGCCAGGACAGCCUGUCGGACAGAGAGGCUGCUAGCAGUGUUGGCGCGGAUGAGUAUCUCGUCAAACCUGUCAGCAUCAAACUUUUAGACCGGGGAUUAAAACGAUAUUUCCCUACUUUUGAGGCAGAUUGA
This is a messenger RNA of Fusarium vanettenii 77-13-4, 3000 nucleotides long. RefSeq lists its product as uncharacterized. The record is from RefSeq and is a predicted model, not a curated record. The transcript has 2 exons. The coding region runs from base 1 to 3000 and encodes 999 amino acids. Gene Ontology annotation, biological process: phosphorelay signal transduction system; protein autophosphorylation. Gene Ontology annotation, molecular function: phosphorelay sensor kinase activity; histidine phosphotransfer kinase activity. NCBI's taxonomy places the organism in Eukaryota, Fungi, Ascomycota, Sordariomycetes, Hypocreales, Nectriaceae.